GUGGGGCGGGUUUGCUGCUCACUCCUUCAGUCAGUCGCCUCAAGUUGGUCGGGCAGAAGGGAGCGAAGGAAGCAAAGCCAUGGAGAAGACCCGGCGGCCCGUAGUGGUGACUGGGUUCGGUCCAUUUGGGGAGUAUUCUGUCAAUGCCAGCUGGAUCGCAGUUCAGGAGUUGGAGAAAAUGGGCCUCGGAGAGGAUGUGGAUCUACAUGUCUACGAGAUUCCUGUUGAGUAUCAGGCUGUACAGAGGCUCAUUCCCGCCUUAUGGAAGAAACACAGCCCACAAAAAGAAAAAGAAAGAAAAGAGAAAAGGAAGGAAGGAAGGAAGAAAAGAAAGAAAGAAAAAGAAAGAAAGAAAGAAAGAAAGAAAGAAAGAAAGAAAGAAAGAAAGAAAGAAAAAGAAAGCCAACAGAAAUACUGCAAAAAGGCUUGUAGUUCACGUGGGACUGUCUGGCAUGGCCACAACGGUGACGUUGGAAAAAUGCGGCCACAACGUGGGAUACCGGGGUUUGGACAACUGCCACUUCUGCCCAGGUUCCGAAUGCUGCAUUGAAGGGGGCCCAGAAUGCAUUGAUUCGAUCAUCGAUAUGGAUGCCGUGUGCAAGAGAGUCUCUGCAUUGGGACUGGAUGUCACAGUCACGAUAUCAGAGGAUGCUGGGCGGUAUCUGUGUGACUUCACGUACUACACUUCCCUGUACCAGAGCCACGGGCGAUCUGCAUUUGUCCACGUGCCUCCCUUGGGAAAGCCAUACAGCGCAGAACAGCUGGGCCGUGCACUCCAGGCCAUCAUAGAGGAAAUGCUUAAUGUCUUAGAACAAUCUGAGAGCAACAUCAACUGUCAUAACGAACAUUGAACUCGGGCCAAAGUCCCCGCCUCUUUACUUUCCUCAUGGUUGCACUUCCAAAAACUUUUCUCCUGUUCUUACAGAAUCCCAGCUGGCGGCGUCCACGUAGAGGAUUGAGAACAGAAAUGGAUUCCUGGCACUCCUGAGGAGAUACAUUUUGGGAGAUCCUCCUUUGCUUCUCUUUCGAUUCCAGCCAAACUAGCUCUCGCUAGCUUCUCGGGGUCCCCAUCGGUGUUCAGGUCCUGCAAAGAUCGUUAAGCGGAUUGAGAGGAUUUGCCAGUUAGGCAGUUGCUCCAGUUGUCUGAUGUGCUCCAGUUCAAUUUUGCAAGGUCUUUGUGUUUUCAGAAGGACAAUUCGAUGGUUCCACUCAACUUGUAGCAGUGCUUUCGGUUCAAAAUGUAGGACCCUCGCAGGAAGUGAUGUUCCCUUUGCAGGAAGAUGUAUUGUACAUUUACCCGGAAGCUUGGAAGAUUUUUUUUCUUCGCUGCUUAAAACAGAUUCCUCCAAUUUAUAGGGUAGAGUUCUGCUCUUCAUGAGGAACGCUUGGGGAUGGAAAGAGAGGCGGGAACAUUUCCUUUAAUUGACACCUCAUGCCAAAUCUGUUGAUGGGGGGUUUUUUUUUUUAAUUUAAAAAAAAAAGACCAGAUCUCUUUGGAUUUUGCCUUUCCUGACUUCCGUAGCCACCCAUCGGUCUGAAAUGUAGAGCUUCUCUUUUCUUCUGGCCUGCUGGCUUAAUGUGCCGUAGGAACUGGUCUCUUCCCCACCCCACCCCAAAUAGCCCUACCGUAGCUAUCUUUCCCAGUGCCUCAAAGUGAGAUGUUGCUCAAAUAUCCUUUUUGUACCUUAGAAAAAUAACACGGUACAUAUCCUUUUCUAAACCUUUCUGCUCUGCUGGGGAGGGAUGAGACUCUGGAUCAAGAUUAGGAUUUUGGCGUUUCUGCUUGCUUGGAGAAGGGGGUGAAGACUUGCUGGCACCAUCUCCUGCCUGGUGAAGGCCUCUUUUGCUUCAACUCCUGCUUCUGGGCAGAAGUGCCCACGAUUUCUUCAGCAGAGUAGUUCUCCAGGAAUUUCCCCUGGGCUCUACCCUUCGUAAUGCUGAUCGUGGCCCUUACCGGCUCUGUAGAAAACGAUGCUGCACUUUUUACCUAGAUGGGAUUAGGGUAUAAUAUACAUUCAAAAGAUUAAAGACUGUGGGGUUAUUUUUUUUUCCCUUUUAAAACGAGCAGUGUUCAACUUCACUCUAAACAGGGAGACUUUGGGGAUGAAGCAGCAGGAAGCAACUUGUAUGGCAGAACGGAGACUUGGCCACUCUAUAAUCUUGGACAAUGGAAUUGCCCGAUAAAACUGAACUGGCCACCAAAAAAAAAAAAAUAUGAGCAACUCUGGCUAAAAAUGGUGUGGUUUAAAAUGAAACUGGUUCUUCUUUGCUGUAAAAUCAUUCUUGUUUGAAUCUCUCUCUUUUUCUCUCUCUCUCUCUUUAAACUAAUUGAUCCUGCUUUUAUAGUAACUCUCAGUGAGAGCUGCCUUGUGCUUGUCGGCUUGCUAAACCCAGUGGUAAUCUGGUUGCAAGACAAAGGGCUGCUGGGGUUUGAAUGCGUGGCCGUAUUUUGAGACAGUCUUAUGUGAACCUCAUCUGUGCCCCUUUUCGGGUUGCUAAAGUUGCUCUUAAAAUUGUUUGCACACCAGCCUCUUACACUUGCAUUCAGAUUCUAAGCACCCUUUGGUGUGGUAAGUCAGCCAACUUCUUCUGUUUCAUUUAAUAAUUUAUUUUAUUUAAUAUUUUUUUUGUCCAAAUGUGAUGGCUUCUGUGCUUCCCUUCCCCUCCCCCCUCUCCGGUCCCCAUUCUAGCAAAGGUGGGGUCAUGGCAUAGGGUCUACAUUUGUUUUUUUAGGUUUGCAAGCAGUCUUCUUCCUUGGAACACUUUGUAAGAUGGCAAACUGUGCAAGGGGCCCUUUGCCCCCUUUUCUUUAAAAAAGCAAAACAAAACAGCAACAAUGCAGUUUGAGGAACGGAAGGCUGCUGUUUUAGUUCUAAUAAAGUGUAGCUGUGAAAUUUAUAUAUUCUAUUAGAUGGGUGCAGAUAUGCACAUUGUAUAAAGGCUAUCUCUCUUUGAAAUGAUAAGAAUAGGUGACCUGGAUAUUUUGUUUUCUUUAAGAUAUGAAAUGGUUUAACAUUUAAAUGGAAGGAAAGGUAGAUUGUUACAAUUAAAAACCUCCUUUUAGGGGACCAGACCUGGGGUUUUUUUUUAGAGAUGGUUACCCUUACUGGAAAUUUCUCUCCCUCAUUCUUCCUUUCUUAAAAUUACAUUUUCUUUUUAUCGUCUGUUUGCUAAGGGAAUGGGAUUUUUCAGGCUUCACUGCAAAAUCCUUUGCAAGGUUGGAGUGACUUGAUUUCAGAGAAAGCUUCUUGGAACGGUGAGAAGAUUUGCCUGGUACCACCGUCUCAUCCUGUGGAUUUGACAAUACUUCAGUUUUCAGACAGUCACUUUAUAGCAGAGUUUCCCAACCUGGCUAAUUUUAAGAUAGCACUUAGACUUUUACACCGCUUCGUAGUGCUUUACAGCCCUCUCUAAGCGGUUUACAGAGUCAGCCUAUUGCCCCAAACAAUCUGGGUCCUCAUUUUACUGACCUUGGAAGGAUGGAAGGCUGAGUCAACCUUGAGCCAGUCAGGAUUGAACUCCAGGUUGUGGGCAGAAUUAGCCUGCAAUACUGCUUUCUAACCACUGCGCUACCAUGGUAUGCUUGCUGGGGAAUUCUGGGAGUUGAAGUUCAGAUGUCUUAACAUUGUCAAGGUUGGGAGAUGGUGCCCUACAGUAACUCCAUUUCUGAUAAUAUGCGUUCAAGCAAGAGCGUCAAGCAUCCUGGUCUGUCCAUACUGACACAAGGAUUCUUGUGCUAGUCCUCCACCAUCCCUUGUGUCAUGUCCCCCUCCCCCUCCGACGAACGAGUCAAGGAAGUCCGUAACAAACUUGGCAACAAAGCCUCUGCAGCUUGCCAAGUUUCUUUGAGGUUUAUCAGGGCAGGCAGGAGUCCAAGUUGUGACUUCAGCGAUAGGGUCCGAUAUCAGCAAACUAGAUAAGACUUUGCUUGAUUCAAGGUUGGAAUGCCAAAAGCAGGUCCUUUAUAUAGGCUGUGGGGUGUGGCUCCAUGACUCAGCAUUUAUCCAGGCCUGCCCCACCCCUCCUUCUGCUGGCGUCGCCUCUGAGAUCUCCGGAAGCGAGGGUCCACCCACUCUAAAUUGUCUUCAGCUGGAUCUGCUGUCAGCGUCUGGGAAAGGGAGGAGUCAGAGGGAGUAGGCCCGAGUAAUUCUACCACCUGGCUGGCUUCCUGCUCUGAAGGCUGAGCCAAAGGAACAGAUGCUGUAUGAGUGAGGUUUAUCGGACUUCUCCUGUCACUCCUUGAAUCCUCUCCAGGCAUGGGGCCAGGGCCGGGGGCUGGAGUCAUGACAGGCCGUUCAUCUUCAUUAUCAGACUCGGGAGUCUGAUAAAAGGCCCGGUUGGAGACGGGAGGGGCCCGGCUGAGGAGAGGAGGGAGGACGAGUCACAACACCAUGUGUGUUUUUCCUUCCAUGGAACUUUUAGUUCCCUAAUAAUCACACCAUGGGUUGUGUUCACAAACUUCUGAAUCCACCAUACCUUUUCUGGAUGCUCUAAACAUGCAUUCUGACUUAGAAUGUGUAUCAUGUACAUACAGAUAGUUCUUGACUUACGACUGCAGUUGGGACCAGAAUUUCCAUUUCUAAACAAGGCAGUUGUUAAGACAGUCAUGCCUACUUUAUGACCUUUUUGGCCGUGGUUGUUUAGCAAAUCACUGCAAUUUGUUAAGUGAAUCAUGCCAUCAUUAAGCAAAUCCAGUUUCCCCCAUUCUUUGCUUGUUGGAAGCUGGCUAGAAAGGUUGCUUAUGGUGUUUAUAAUAUCCAAGGACACUGCAGCUGCUCUAAAUAUAUGCCAGGGGCCCAAAAUUUGUUGACAUGACCCUGGGAAUGCUGGGAUGCGAGAACUGAUCAAAGCCCCUUUUUCAGUGCUGUUGUAAUUUUUGAAGUCACUAAAUGAAUAGUUGUAAGUAAAGGACUACUAGUACUUAGUAGAAAUAGAUUAAAAAUUAUUACUUAUUCAUUUUGCGUCCCUCUAAUUGACAACUUCAGUUACUGGGAUGUAAAUUAUUAUGACGGCAAUCUGAAACAUUUUUUUUUAACCAGCUGUUUUUAAAGCAAAAUUAUUUGUGUUUAGUGCAGCACAGGUAAUUUGUUAGUAUUGUGUGCAAACAAAUACAGAGCUUUGCUUGGAAGCUUAUUUUUACUGGAAGAUUGGUAAAAGUGUGAACAGACUAUUCAGUAGUGUAUCUUUAAAGUGUUUACAACAGUUGAGAAUGUUGAAUUUGGCACAGGAAAGAGGUGUGCAUGUAACCUAAAACUUCUCAAGAGACCUUUUGCCCAGAAUUUGGGGAGGGGAAAGGGAAAAUCAGGCUUUGUAGUGACAUUUUCUGGUGGGACGUGUGGCAUGGCUUUGAAAACAGGAGCCCAGAGGACAGUUGCUUCUCUUAAUGCAGAAUAUAGGGUGCUUCUGUAUAAAUCAUUUUAAGCCUUAUUGUGGUAUCAGGCCAGCCAAAGCCCCACAGAAUGCAAAAGCUGUCGUUUUUUGGGAUCUCUCUGAUUUUCACAUGUUGUCCCAGCUUGUAGAGAGAAGUUUUAAGAAUGGAUAACUCUACUUUCCAGCCUCCGACCCUAUGGCUGAGUUCGGGAUCAGAACCCUGGAUUAUGUCUGCUGCAGCAUGUUAUUUUUUUCUUCUUCCUGGUUCAGCUGCACCCCUCACUCCUGGGUGUGCAGAAGGAAGAUCUCUCUAUGCUACAAAUUGGGGCUGUUGCCCCACUUCACCAGCUCUGAUUGGACCUCCGUGUCUCUGUUGUUUUUCUAAUGAAAAUGUUGCCUGACUAACUUCCACAAUAGGGGUUGGCGUAAAGGGUGGGUGGGAGUGGGUGGGGACUGAUGAACAGCAAUUUGAUCAUCAGCACAGUGUCCUCUGGUGAACUGUCCCAUCGGUUGCAAACUUCCACACUGCUAAAUCAGAAUUUGCCUUGCCGAACAGGCAGACUCAGUCUAGCAGCCUUAGCAAUGUAAUUAGUACUUGUUUGAUAAUUCCUAAUCUUUUUGUGACUUUCCUGAAAAAAUAAGCUCCACUUGAAACCCCAGAAGUCAUCCAGAGUCCUCUAAUUCAGGGAAUGGCACCUAUGACAACUUUACGACCUGUGGACUUCAACUCCCAGAAUUCCUGAGUUACCAGCCCUUGUUAAAAGAAACCAGAUUUUGUAAACCAGCACUUAAAAAUGAGUUUUACUUGUGGUUUCUUCCCAAAAGUAAAGACCUAACUUUUAGAAUGGGUUUAUAAAUCACAUUCGGCUAACUAUCAAAUACAGAACACUGUUCAUUCCUUAGUUAUACUUACUUAAAAGAAACCUAUUUACUCAGAGCAACAGAAUUACCCAGCCACUACAGCUAGUCCUCAAUCUACUACCACAGUUGGGAAAAGAAUUUCCAUUGCCUCGCAAGAUGGUUAACUGAGUCGUGCCUGAUUUUAUGACUUUUUUUAGCCAUGGUUAAGCAAAUCACUGCCAUUGUUAAGGGAAUCACAUUUUUAAGCAAAUCCAGUUUCCCCCAUUAACUUCGCUUGCCAGAAGGCGGCUGGGGAGGUCACAAAUGGCAGUCACAUGACACCUGGGAUUCUGUGACCAUUGUAAAUGGAUGCUGGAUGCCUAACACCUGAGUUUUGAUCGCAUGACUGGGGAUGCUGCAGUAGUCAUAAGCAGGAGAACUGGUUGCAGGUCUCUUGUUUUCAGUGGCGUUGUAACUUCGAAUGGUCACUAAACAAAGCCAAGGACUACCUUUAUACCUGGGACUCCAGUGUGGAUCAAAUGUUGGACAGACCCAAAAGUACCCUUUGCAUUUAGGGCAGGGGUGUCCAUCUUUGGCAGCUUUUAAGCCCUAUGGACUUCAGUACCCAGACUUCCUCAGACAGCCAUGCUUGGACACCCUUCCUUUUGGGGCUGGAGAGUUGCAGCCACCACCUUGGGCUUUGGACCAUAUAGAGCCAAGGUGGCGCAGUGGUUAGAGUGCAGUACUGCAGGCUAUUUCUGCUGCCUGCCGGCUUGCCUGCAAUUUGGCAGAUUGAAUCUCACCAGGCUCAAGGUUGACUCAGCCUUCUGUCCUUCCGAGGUUGGUAAAAUAAAGAUCCAGAUUGUUGGGGGAAAUAUGCUGACUCUGUAUACCGCUUAGAGAGGGCUGUAAAAGCAUUGUAAAGUGCUAUAUAAGUCUAAGUGCUAUUGCUAUAUGCUGCAGACACCCCUGGAUGCCUGUGUUUAGAUGCUCGACUCCAUUUCCAGAGGAUUGAAGCAGAGUUCCCCUCAACCUCUGGCAAUGCCUCAGAUUACCUCUCAAAACGCCACUUGGCUCAUGUGCCUGCCCUUCGGGUCUGCAGCUCCUUGGAGACUGACCAUCUGCUAAAGCUGCCGAAUUUUGUCAAGGUCUGGAAUCCUGACCUCUGAAAUCACCCGAAAUGGUUUUGUUUUUUCCAUUUGAGUUCUCUGACUUUUGUUUUCAUUCUGUUUUCAUCUCCUCAGGAAUCUCUUUUCAAUAAAACUCUGGACCUUUCGUUUCAUCUUCCCCCUAACUAGAAAAUGUAAUUUAUUCUAUAAUUUCCCUUUUUUUUUUUUUUUUCAUUUUUUUGCAAACCAGUUAAUUUUAGGGGACGGUUGUUUUCUUUCCACAGAACUACUGUCUUCAGUACUAAGCACCUGCGUAUUUUUUAACGGUUGCAUUAAACUCCUUUUAUUUAAUCAA
This is a messenger RNA of Ahaetulla prasina, 7674 nucleotides long. RefSeq names its product pyroglutamyl-peptidase I (gene PGPEP1). NCBI's taxonomy places the organism in Eukaryota, Metazoa, Chordata, Lepidosauria, Squamata, Colubridae. The record is from RefSeq and is a predicted model, not a curated record. Gene Ontology annotation, cellular component: cytosol. Bases 144 to 851 code for a protein of 235 amino acids. Gene Ontology annotation, biological process: proteolysis. The transcript is spliced from 6 exons. Gene Ontology annotation, molecular function: pyroglutamyl-peptidase activity.